CCUCAACCAGAUCAGUGGGAGUACGAUCGUCAGCAACUCUUCUUCAAGGGACAUCUGGGUGAAGGACAGUUUGGCACCGUCAGUCGAGCCCGCGCGCUUGAUAUUCGAGAUCAAGUCGGUGAGGUUGAUGUUGCUGUUAAGCAAUGUGGUUCUCGCAAAUCUGGCACCACGGACAGCAUCAGCGUGGAAAACAUGUACCGCUUUGUCAAGGAAGCAAACGUUAUGAAGCGUUUCGACCAUCGGAAUGUGCUGCGCCUGCUAGGCGUUUGCUUACAGGAAGAGCCUCUCUACGUCAUCACCGAACUCAUGGAGAAAGGCGACUUGCUGUCAUACCUGCGCACGGCUGCUAAGUCCUUGACGACGCGCCAGCUGACGGCCAUGAGCUCUGAUGUCGCCGAGGGCAUGUCGUACCUGCACAGCCUUCAAUUCGUACACGGCGAUUUGGCCUGUCGCAAUUGCCUCGUCAAUGCCAACGGGGUCGUGAAAAUUGCAGACUUUGGACUCUCCAAGGACGCCAGUUACAAGGGAUAUUACGCCCGCAAUGCCAACGACACCACACCGGUCCCCAUCCGCUGGAUGUCUCCAGAAACGCUCAUUUAUGGGCGGUUUACCCUGGCUGGCGAUGUUUGGGCCAUGGGCAUUGUCCUUUUUGAAAUAUUUUCUCACGGCCAGUUGCCAUACGCUGGCAUCGGGAAUCAACAGAUCUUACAUCAAGUGGAGAAAGGCUAUCGCCUUACGGCUCCCAAAUCCAUGUCAGAGGGGGUGGCUCAGCUCAUGAAUGAAUGUUGGCUGGCCGAGGCAGAGAUGCGCCCAAGCAUGAGAGACGUGUCACAG
This is a messenger RNA of Monosiga brevicollis MX1, 834 nucleotides long. RefSeq lists its product as uncharacterized. The transcript is spliced from 7 exons. The annotation marks the transcript as partial. Gene Ontology annotation, cellular component: signaling receptor complex. Gene Ontology annotation, molecular function: ATP binding; transmembrane receptor protein tyrosine kinase activity. NCBI's taxonomy places the organism in Eukaryota, Choanoflagellata, Craspedida, Salpingoecidae. Gene Ontology annotation, biological process: cell surface receptor protein tyrosine kinase signaling pathway; protein phosphorylation; multicellular organism development. The record is from RefSeq and is a predicted model, not a curated record.